AUGACCAGCUCGCCACCGCGGCGCUCUGUCUCGUACUUCCCCAAGGCCGGCCGUCUCUUCAAGCGCUCCGAAUCCGACCACCAGGCCCUGCCGCGCCGCCCCUCGCGCAUUGCGCCCAUCUUCGACCAGGACCAUGCCGACCAUCCGCUGCGCCCGUUCGACGAGGAGGAGCAUACCCAAAACUAUGGCGAGGCUUCCGCGACCCCGUUCACCACUCCGCUGCCGCCCGAGCCCGUCGACCUCUCCGCUCCCUACCUCUAUCCCACUCUGUCCCGCAACGAGCGUCUGCGCCUGACCAUGACGUGGUACUAUACCAAAGACAUUGCCGAGGACGAAGAGCUGCUCCAGAAGCUCCAGGGAAUCAUCAAGCUAGUGCGCUCAUUCAUUGGCUGGGACUUCGUCAUCAUGGGAAUCAUGUCCGAGAAUACAUACCAGCGGCUGGUGACCGAUGGAGUGCCCUUGGCCUUGCUUCCUAGAAGGGAGAGCACCUGCGCGCACACGAUCAACCAGGCCCGCGGGGUCUUUGUCCUUCCGAACAUGCUAUCAGAUUGGCGCUUCUGCCAUUCGCCCCACGUCCAGGAAGGAGGAUUGCGUAGCUAUGCUGGAGCCCAGUUGCGCUGUGAAACGGAAAACGGACAGUUCGUCGCUUUGGGCUCUUUGUGCAUAGCCAUGAAUUCUGAGACAGAGGGACUUGAUGCGGACAAGCAAGCAGCCCUAUCACGCUUCGCGGAUAUUCUCAGCGCCGAAAUCGUCAACAGGUCACGUAUCAACCGUCAACGCCAGCGCCAGGCCAUGGGCGAUAUGCUAUCCAGGAUCAAGUCUAGGGCGACGCAGCAUACUGUAGAGGACUUGGUGAAAGACGCUCUUCGGGACAUCUACCCGGACGCAUCAAUUACCCUGCAGGACUCAGACAACGGCAUCAUCGAGCUCGAGGCCCGGCCACCAAUCUCCUUCUCCGACGACGUGCAAGACGGCUUGUGGGAGGACACGGAGUACCUGGAAAAUCUGAUUCGAACGAGCAAUCACUCCCGACUGGAAUCCGAUCAGACCAUUCGCGCCAUGGUCGCACGAUGCCAAAAGCAACCUGUCGCCCGCUUUUUGGUCGUAUCGUUCAUCAAAGUCCAGCUCAUCUUGGACGAUGUUGACGCGUGGUUCGUCGAGUCUUGUGCAAUAAUACUGUUCGACUUUUAUCACGAGCGCCUUCUUGCUGAGGCCUUGAAAGCUAAGGAGACCUUUUUCCGCGGCAUCACCCAUCAGCUUCGCACUCCCAUCCACGGCAUCCUUGGUUCCGUGGAGCUUCUUGGGGAGGAACUAUUUUCGACGGCAGAGCACGCUCUUUCUAACGGUGCAGCCAAACGAGCGAGCAUCGCAUCAAGCGUCACAGAAUCGAGCACGGACUUUUACACGAGCAAAAACGCUCGACUGUAUCUGCAAUCAAUUACCAAUUCCGGGCGCGAACUGAUGUCGACGGUCAACAACAUGCUGAUGUUAAAUCGCUGGGCGGAGUCGAGCAGGUCAAUGAAGCAAGCUUCGUACUACGAACUGAAUCUCCUCGAGGCCGACAUCUUACGGGACAUCACUUUAAUGCUUCCAGAGGAGGAGCUGGCUUCAACGUCGAUAUUAUUUGACAACCAACUCACGAUUGAGUGCAGCAUUGUCACGAUUGACAUCGGUCUUCUCAAAGAAUGCUUGCAGUCACUGAUCCUGAACGCUAUUCAAUCAACAAGUCAGAAUGGGAGCGUUCUUGUCAUAAUCACCGCGAAGGAUGACUACUCCACGUUGCAAUUUGAUGUCAAGGACACAGGGGCUGGCAUUUGCAAAGAGGACCAGAGUCGAAUUUUCGAAGCUUAUGAGAAGGGCGACGCACAUACCAGAGGCGUCGGGCUGGGUUUGACCAUUUCCUCCAAGAUAGCCACGUCCAUGAAUGGCUCUGUGUCCUUGGUCUCAUCAGAAGUUGGAAAAGGAUCACACUUCCGGGUGGAACUUCGAAACCCGGGCUUUGCUUGUCCAACAGACCAUUGCCCCUAUAUACGUCCUGCCAUGAAAGACGUCCCCAAACGAUACCACGAGGUACCCACAGGCCAGGAAGUCAUGCCACUGGUCCGACACUUUAUGAAUUACCUCGAACACCGUGGCUAUGUCCGUUCGGACAUCUCAGAAGGUGCGCUCAACCUCGUCAGCUACUGUGAGGACGAGAAUGAAUUCCAGGAUCACUUCAAGAGAGUGGACCCCACCGCCAUAUCCGUAUGUCUUAUCCCUUCUCGUGCGAGCACGCGCUCGCUCCAUGUCCCUUCUGCAAACAGCCGGAUCCUCUUCUUCGAAGGCCCGUUCCUUUCCACCCGCCUCUACGACAUCCUCUACCAAAUCAACGGAACCUAUGCCAAGCUCAAGCAGCUGCCUGAGCAAUCACCCAUCACCAAUGGCGUGCCAGUUGGCCCAAACGAGCAGAUACACGACGUGUUCGCGCGGAAAAUGCGCAUCGUUGAGCCCAUCAGCGCGCUCCUCGUCGACGACAAUGCCAUCAACCUGCGCAUAUUCAAGCUCUACUGCGAGAAGCGCAACAUCCCGUACGCCUGCGCCGUGGACGGAAACGAGGCGGUGGCGCAGUACAAGGCACACUUGCAGACGCAACCGCUCAACCUCAUUUUCAUGGACAUGCAAAUGCCCAAUUGCGACGGCAUCGAGGCGACCAAGCAGAUCCGCGAGAUUGAGCGCAGCUGCGGCCGCCACGCCGCUGUCAUCUUCAUGAUCACUGGUCAAGAUUCGCCAAAGGACAAGGCGCAGUCGAAGCAAGCGGGUGCGGAUGAGUUCUUCGUCAAGCCCACCAGCCUCAAGACGCUCGACCUGGGCAUCGCGCAGUAUUUCGAACCGGUGGCUCAACGCGAUAUUCCGGUCGGCUGA
Molecule: messenger RNA, 2901 nt
Organism: Diplodia corticola
Lineage: Eukaryota; Fungi; Ascomycota; Dothideomycetes; Botryosphaeriales; Botryosphaeriaceae
Product: histidine kinase hhk3p
Exons: 3
Coding region: 1-2901 (966 amino acids)
Biological process (GO): protein autophosphorylation; phosphorelay signal transduction system
Molecular function (GO): phosphorelay sensor kinase activity; histidine phosphotransfer kinase activity
Source: RefSeq, a predicted model, not a curated record